AUGGCUGGAAGUUCCCAGAAGGGCAAAAUGAAAGUGGACGUAUCCGUUCAGCACGAAUGUCUGCCGAAUCUUCUUCCUCGCGAAAUAUGGUCGAGUAUUGCCACGAUGGUUGCAUGGAAUUCGAUUCAGGAUCUGUUCAACAUGAAGACGAGUUGCAAGUUAUUUGCAUCUGCAUGCAAUUCCGACGCCGUGUACAGGCAUGCCUUGGUGUCGGUGUUGCCGAUUGAUUGCUUCCUAGACUACUCUGGGCGGCCUGCAAUGACAUUUCUGCGUCGAUGCACCAUAGCGUGGAAUCCGGCCGCUCUGUUCCGCGUAGGGAUGGCUCAUUUAUUUUGGUGUGGCCACCGCAGAGGUGGUAUACAGACCCUGACCGAGGCAGCAGAGUUGGGCGAUGUGGAGGCCUGCUACAUCUCUGCGAUGCUGCUACUGUCGCUUGGUGACAAGGACGAGAAUGAGAUCCGCCGUGGAUUCAAAUUUUUCGGUGUGAUCCGUAAGUCCGGCACAGUCGAAAGGUGCAGAGAGGUCUUCACGCAGGUGUUCGCGGGCCCGUGGUCGGAGAUACCCCCGGCGGACCCAGAAGAGCCCGUGUCAUGCCGUUCCGGCAAUUGCCGUACCUGCGGAACCAUGGAUGAUGUGAGCAAUUUUUCCAGUGUAUCGUGUGUGCAAUGCCUGGCCGAAUACAAGGUGCGGAAGUUCUUAGGGACUAUUUACGUUUAA
Molecule: messenger RNA, 717 nt
Organism: Arachis ipaensis
Lineage: Eukaryota; Viridiplantae; Streptophyta; Magnoliopsida; Fabales; Fabaceae
Product: F-box protein At2g35280-like
Molecular function (GO): protein binding
Source: RefSeq, a predicted model, not a curated record